This is a messenger RNA of Adineta ricciae, 573 nucleotides long. The record is from the annotation of a GenBank genome assembly. NCBI's taxonomy places the organism in Eukaryota, Metazoa, Rotifera, Eurotatoria, Adinetida, Adinetidae.
AUGACGUCGAACACAAUUGAAGAUAUUUCUUAUUCACCAACGAUCUUCUCUCCAACAAUUCAAGCUUAUCUCUACUUGAUCCCAAACAUCAUCGCCAUAUUUACAUCUAUCUUUGUUCUCUAUCAUCUUCUUUUCGAUCGAGCACUUCGACAAGCACUCAACAAUCACAUCAUCAUCGUUAUUCUCUUCACUAAUUUCAUCUCUGAUUUCACCAGCACACCAUGGCUCAUCUAUUACAACUUUACCGGAACCUCUCUCGUACCAAAUCCCAUCUUUUCCCUUGUUUGGGUCUAUAUCGAUUAUGCGAGUUAUGCACUUCAAACAAUGCUCUUCGCAUGGGCAACAAUCGAACGACAUAUUCUUGUUUUUCACGAUCAAUGGCUGCGAACAACAACUCGACGCAUCUUCAUUCAUUAUCUGCCAACAACGAUCAUUUUCUUGUAUGUAACAUUGUAUUAUCUUCUGUUAUGUUUUGUCCCCUUCUGCAGCAAUAUUUAUGAUUAUUCCCAAGUGUGGAGAAUAUUUUCUUUCAACGGUGGUGUUUGUUUUUUGACCAAACGAAUCCGACGAUGA